CGCAGCGGCCGGCAGCAUGAUCCGACGGGCGGGGGACGCCGCGGGCCCCAUUCCAGAUGCUGGCAAAGGAGGGGGCAAGGAAGAAGCGGAGGAAGGUGGCAUGGGGCUCUGCCAGCCUGCCGCCCAGAAGAACUGCCUUCCCCGUCGUGGCCUCAGCAUCUUGGAGAAGCUCGUGAGAACGUGCCCCGUGUGGCUGCAGCUGGGGCUGGGCCGAGCAGAAGCGGCCCAGAUCCUGAAACAGGAGGUGGCCGGGAUGUUCCUGGUCCGCAAGGACAGCGGCUCCAAGCACCUGGUGCUCUGCGUCCACUUUCCUUCCCGGGGCGAAGGCUCGCCGGAGGUGCUGGAGUACACCAUCAAAGAAGAAAAGUCCAUCCUGUACCUGGAAGGUUCUGUCCUUGUGUUUGAGGACGUCUUCAGACUGAUCUCCUUCUACUGCGUCAGCAGAGACUUACUGCCCUUCACGCUGAGGCUCCCCCAGGCCAUCCUGGAGGCUCAAAGCUUCACAGACCUGGAGACCAUCUCCAACCUGGGCCUGGGCUUCUGGGACUCCUCCCUGAACUCCAGGCCAGCGGCGGGGAGCCCAGCGGAACCCCACAGAGAGCCGGCCCCCACCUCGUCCCCAGCCACCAGCCUCAGGCCCACGGCCCACACCUCGAACUGCUCCUGCGAAGUCCGGCUGGCUGUGGGCAACGACCGCCUGUGGUUUGUGAACCCCAUUUUCAUCGAGGACUACGGGGGCACCCCACCCGUGAACCUUCCACCUCCUGGAAGCUUUCCCGUGAGCCUGCUGCCUCCCACCUCCAACGCUACCUCACCGCCCUCCCAGAGGACCCCUCGCAGACCCCCUCCCCCACCCCCACCCCUACCCUCUGGACCCCCUGUCACUCCCUCAGGCCCAGCCCGGCCUCCUCCCCCUCCGAUCCCUGCUCCUGCUCCCUCCUGCACUCCACCCCUUCCUACUCCAGUGGGUGCUACCCCACACACCCCAGAAGCCCUCCCUCUCCCACCACCCAUCUCUGCCCCCCACACCAAAGCUCAUGCCCCCAAUCCCCCUGGCCUUCCGAGCCUGCCACCCACGACAGCCUGUGAGAGGCUCCCGCGCCCCGCCCCGGACCUGGGCCCCCUCAGGGAGAGAGAGCUAAGGUGGGGGGCCGCCCCUCCACUGCCCGCCAAGAAGGGCCUGCCUGCCGCCCCUCCCCGGCGCCACCUAUCCCAGAGAUUCUCCCUGGAAGAGCUUGGCUCCAGGAAGGGGUCAGAGGGGGACCACCAGGGCCCCUCCAGGGCCACCUCUCUCAGCCUGCCUCCCCACGGGACCUCAGACAGUGCUGGGGACAGGCCUCAGAAGACCACGGAGCAGGGCCAGGAAGCAGAGGCCAGAGCCGGUGGCCUGGGCAGCAUGCGGGAGCCACCAAGGAAGGCUAAGCAGCCCCCAGUGCCGCCCCCCAGGAAGAAGCGCAUCUCCAGGCAGCUGGCUGCAAGCCCCGCGGAGAAGGCCCAGCUGUCAGCAGAGAAACCUGCCCCCCAUGCUGAUGGCCAGGCUGGUGCCCACCCACAUAGUCCCCCAGAGGCAACAGGCUCCCUGCCUUCCCUCUCAGACAGCCUGGGCGUUCCCGCCUCAGCCGGAGACCAGGACUCCUACUCCACCAGCAGCACCGAGGAGGAGCCCGAGCCGUUCAGCAGCCCCCAUGUGAAGACCAAGCCGGCCAUGCUCCUGGACAAGGCUCGGCACCGCCUGAGCCUGGCCAGUUUCACCAGCGUCUUCCACGCCUUCCUCUCCAACAACCGCAAGCUGUACAAGAAGGUGGUGGAGCUGGCGCAGGACAAGGCUGCGUACUUCGGCAGCCUGGUGCAGGACUACAAGGUCUACAGCCUGGAGAUGAUGGCGCACCAGGCCUCCAGCACUGAGAUGCUGCAGGAGAUCCGCACCAUGAUGACCCAGCUCAAGAGCUACCUGCUGCAGAGCACCGAGCUGAAGGCCCUAGUGGACCCCAGCCUGCACACACAGGAAGAGCUCGAAGCGAUUGUGGAGUCGGCCCUGUACAAAUGUGUCCUGAAGCCGCUGAAGGAAGCCAUCGACCUGUGCCUGCGUGAGAUUCACAGCAAGGACGGCUCGCUGCAGCAGCUCAAGGAGAACCAGCUGGUCAUCCUGGCCACCACCACCACUGACCUGGGCGUGACCACCAGCGUGCCCGAGCUGCCCGUCCUGGAGAAGAUCCUGCAGAAGUUCGCCAGCAUGCACCAGGCCUACUCGCCCGAGAAGAAGAUCGCCAUCCUGCUCAAGACCUGCAAGCUCAUCUACGACUCCAUGGCCCUCGGCAACCCAGGCAAGCCCUACGGGGCCGACGACUUCCUGCCCGUGCUCAUGUACGCGCUGGCUCGCAGCAACCUCACGGAGAUGCUGCUCGAUGUGGAGUACAUGAUGGAGCUCAUGGACCCCGCGCUGCAGCUCGGGGAAGGUUCCUACUACUUGACCACCACCUACGGGGCCCUGGAGCACAUUAAAAACUACGACAAGAUCACAGUGACCCGGCAGCUGAGCGUGGAGGUGCAGGACUCCAUCCACCGCUGGGAGCGCCGGCGCACGCUCAACAAGGCGCGCGCCUCCCGCUCUUCCGUGCAGGACUUCAUCUGUGUGUCCUACCUAGAACCGGAGCAGCAGUCCCGGACGCUGGCGUCUCGGGCAGACACCCCAGCCCAGGCACUGUGCGAACAGUGUGCCGAGAAGUUCGAGGUGGCCCAGCCCCAGGAUCACCGGCUCUUUGUGCUGGUGGACGGCCGCUGCUUCCAGUUGGCGGAUGAGGCGCUGCCCCACCACAUCAAAGGCUAUUUGCUUCGGAGUGAGCCCAAGCUGGACUUCCACUUCGUGUACCGGCCCCUGGAUGGUGGCGGGGGCAGCGAGGGUCCUCCCUGCCUCAUCGUGCGGGAGCCCAACUUCCUCUGAGGCCCCAUACCUGAUGGCAGUAGUUACAGAGACUGGCUGUGGGGCACAGGCUCACCCUUGCUCACCCCUGCUACUCACCCACAGCCAUGCUCACUCAUACAUGUACUUGUCCCUGCAUCUGAUCACAUACACCGGUGCAUAUGACAGGGCACACACAUUCCCAGGAGGGAUACCAACACGUCACACAUGCACACAACCCACUGAGCAAGCACAGGCCAACCUCCAGGACAAUUGUGAAAAAUGAAGCUGCAGCCAAAGAUGCUUCCUGAGGGAAAGUCAUAGCACUGAGAGCCGCCGAGGCCAAUGUCUUCACUAGCCAAAAAGGGACAUGGAAGCCCAGAGAGGAAAGGGACUCUCCAGCCAGUGCAGCAAACAAAGCCCUCACUGCCCCUGCUCACACAUGGCCAUCCCUCUGCCCAGCCCCACCCUCAGCCCCCUGAGGAAGACCAUGCACUUGGUUUCCCCAGGACUGGCCACUGCUGCAUCCUCCUCCUCCAGGCUGGAGCUGGGAUAUUUUCAAUCACUCAGGAGCACAUCUCAGGGAGUGUGUUGGGGAGACAGCCCCCCUGCAUGGAGCCUGCCCUCUGCAACCAGUGCUUAGCACCCCUACAGAGCAUCCCCUCUCGCCCCCCCCCCCCCGCCCCUGAGCAGCCAGCACACACCAGGACCUCCAAGUGAGGCCAACUAUCUGGAUACAUGGAUGAGUCAUGCCUGGACCACAGGGCUGUGGAAAGUGCCCUGCCCCUGGGGGCAGGAGGUGCUGUGGGGCAGUUCAAUAAAAGCCCUUUUGAAAAUAGCA
This is a messenger RNA of Echinops telfairi (small Madagascar hedgehog), 3740 nucleotides long. RefSeq names its product Ras and Rab interactor 3 (gene RIN3). NCBI's taxonomy places the organism in Eukaryota, Metazoa, Chordata, Mammalia, Afrosoricida, Tenrecidae. Gene Ontology annotation, biological process: signal transduction; vesicle-mediated transport. The coding region runs from base 17 to 2941 and encodes 974 amino acids. Gene Ontology annotation, cellular component: cytosol; endocytic vesicle. Gene Ontology annotation, molecular function: guanyl-nucleotide exchange factor activity; small GTPase binding. The record is from RefSeq and is a predicted model, not a curated record. The transcript has 10 exons.